AUGUUCAAGCGGCACUGGCACCGGCGAGACAAUGGGGAUGAUGCCAUGUGGUCCUUCGAGAAGUUCUGCAAUUUUGUCUCGGCAACGGCAUGGCGGUGGAAGCAGGGCCAUGCCAUCCCCGACCAGAAGUCGUGGGACUUGAUCCUGGAUGUUCUCGCGGGCAGCAUGACCUGGACGAGCCCGUAUUUCACGUGGAACGCCACCAUUAUGUUCUACUACUAUUACUCUCGCCGCAAGCCUGUCGGACCCCAAGCCCGGAGGGAAGAAUGGACAGGAUACACGGGCGUCCUUCAAGGGAUAAUCGCCGAGAUCCCCACGAGGCGGAGGGAGUGGCUGCAACGUACGCUAUCGCUCGACAUCCACCAUUUCUUCCCAACCUUCAUCAAAGACGAAAACCACUGCAGGCGGAUGGUUGCUAUCGCCCGGCGUCUGGCCAUCCAGAACGGUUGCAAUAUCGCGCUGCCCUCCCGGAAAGCGACCCCCGAGACGCCGCCCCCGGAGACAUGGAAUUCGCGGGCAUGGGUUGCUGCAUUAUUUGGAUUUGCGCCAACACGAUCGAGCCUUGAAGAUGAAGAGAGUCGGGCCGACGGCGGAUUUCGCAAUGAAUCGUCGGUAAUAUAG
Parathielavia appendiculata is the source of this 621-nucleotide messenger RNA. RefSeq lists its product as uncharacterized. The transcript has a single exon. NCBI's taxonomy places the organism in Eukaryota, Fungi, Ascomycota, Sordariomycetes, Sordariales, Chaetomiaceae. The record is from RefSeq and is a predicted model, not a curated record. The coding region runs from base 1 to 621 and encodes 206 amino acids.